Rhopilema esculentum is the source of this 2947-nucleotide messenger RNA. RefSeq lists its product as uncharacterized. Lineage: Eukaryota; Metazoa; Cnidaria; Scyphozoa; Rhizostomeae; Rhizostomatidae. Gene Ontology annotation, molecular function: RNA polymerase II cis-regulatory region sequence-specific DNA binding; DNA-binding transcription factor activity. The record is from RefSeq and is a predicted model, not a curated record. Gene Ontology annotation, cellular component: nucleus. Gene Ontology annotation, biological process: regulation of transcription by RNA polymerase II.
AUGCUGGCCUCUAAGACGAAACUUGUGAAGGAUGUUAAACGUAGUGGGACUGGUGCUUACUGCGCUGCUGUUAACUGCAAUAACAACAGAAAGUCAUGCCCCAAUCUUCAGUUCUACCGUUUCCCAUCGGACGAAAGCCGAUGCAGAAAAUGGGUACAAAAUAGCAGGCGACAGGAUCUGCUUAACAAGUCAACCGCCUACUUGAACAAAAAUUGCUACGUUUGUUCCAAACAUUUUGAAAAGGAAUUUUUGCCAAAAUUCGUUAACGCAAGGUCCCGAUUAUCAAAGAAUGCAAUCCCCACCCUUUUUGAUGUCCCAAAUCCCCCGCCAAUAGUUGGAAGUAAAAGAGCCCCCCCAAAGCCAAGACAACCAGGUAUUUCAAAAAAACAAAAAUUGGACCUGGAUAACUAUGGAACUGGUGAUAGAUUUGAUAAAUGUAACCCUGAUGAAAUUGAAGAGGAUAGCACACCUAUAGAGGCUGCUGAUCAAAGCAAGUACAAUUAUAUUUUUUUUAAGAAGCUGCUUUUCAUAAAUCUUAAUUAUCAAAUAUUUUAUUUGCAGACAUUUUAAUUAAAAAUGGCCUAAUAUGAUUGUUGCUGACUACUGACAUCUCUGUUGAAUCAUUGUAUUUUUUAGGGAAAGAUGAGUCACCUUCAUCAACAAAUGGAGAAAAUAACAAAUAUUGUCAGUUUUCCCAAACCCCUGCUCAAUUUACUAUCAACACCCCAAGGAAAAGAAAACUCAGAUCCCUUUUGAAGAAAAAACGCAACAAAAUAGCCCUUUUAUCAAAGAAAUUGUCAUUUGGAAAGAAUCUCUGUUCAUCCUCCCCCCUUAAGAAAAACAAGAAGCGUGCAAUGAAGGCCUUGGAAUUACUAGAUGGAGUUAUUUCUCCUGAACUUCAUAAUUUUCUUAAAUGCCAAAUCAAAUUGUCCUCUCAGAAACCAAAAGGUUGUAGAUAUGAUGAUGCUUUUAAAGCAUGGGCACUCAAUUUGUACCACAUCAGCGGGAAAUCAUAUAGAUUUCUUGCUAAAUUGUUCCAUUUACCUACCAAAAGAACUCUCACUCGAAUGGUCUCUAGAUUUGCAUCUGAAGCUGGUUUCUCAGAGAAAUCUCUUUAUGUGGUAAAGGAAAGGAUAGCUUCAAUCCCUGAAAGUGCAAAGAUAUGUUCUCUUAUGAUGGAUGAAAUGUCUCUAAAGAGUCAUCUUUUCUAUGACAUAUCUAAUGACCACAUUGUAGGUUUGGAAGAUUAUGGUAGUGGAGAAAGUUCAGGUCUUCCUGCCACUUCUGCACUUGUUCUAAUGGUCAGAGGUGUCCUUUUCAACUGGAAGCAGCCAAUUGCAUAUUUUCUUGUAAAUGAAUCAAGUGGAAGUAGCCAGUUGAAAAAAAUCCUUGCUGAAGCUCUAAAUAAUUUGGAGUCAUUGGGUUUAGAUGUUGUUUCUGUUGUGUCUGAUCAGGGUUCUAAUUUUUUAAAAUUGUUUAAGACACUUGGUGUCACUGAAGAUCGUCCUUUCUUUUAUAUGCAAGGAAAGAAGUAUUUUACAAUAUUUGAUCCUCCCCACCUUCUGAAAUCUGUCAGGAACAACUUGAUGAAAUAUGAUGUUGGAUUUGAUGGGAAAGUUGCAAGCUGGAAUGACAUAAAAUCCUUCUUUGAGAAAGACCAGAAGCUACCAAUCAGGGUUGCUCCUAAACUGACUGACAGGCAUUUAAACCUAAAUGGGUUUUUGAAGAUGAAAGUUAAACUUGCAUCUCAAGUUUUUAGCCACUCUGUGGCUGCAGGUAUUUCCACUUAUGUGGCAUUAAAUGGUCUUCCAGACACAGCUCUUGGCACUGCACAAUUUGUUUCUCAAAUGGAUACCAUCUUUGAUUGCUGUAAUUCACUUAGUUUCCGGGAUCCAAAGUUUUGUCGCAGGCCUUUCUCUCCUACCUCUCCACAUCUGUCAGAGCUAAAAAAAGGAAUAAGGUUCUUCUCAUCCUUGAAAUUUUUUAACAGAGCCACAGGUGAAGAUCGAACAGACAAUUUGAAGUGUUUGACAGGUUGGAAAGUCUCUUUAAAGGCUAUUUUGUCCCUGUGGGAAAAAUUAUACCAUGAAGGUAUUGCAUCUUUUUUAGUUACCAGGCAACUAAAUCAAGAUCCUCUUGAAAACUUCUUUGGCUCUAUAAGACAGCAAGGUGGUAACAAUGAUAAUCCUACCCCUGUCCAGUUCAAGAGGGCUUACAGAAAGCUUUUUCACUCAAAUUUGCUACAUGUUGCCAGUGGCAAUUGUGAGGAAGACAAAGAUGAGCCUCUAACAAACUUAUCUGUCCUUAAUGAAAUUGCACGCAAUGAUAUCCACUUGCAGUCUAAUGCAUUGCAAUUAAUAUCACCAGACUACAGGACAGAUAAUAUUCAGAGCCAUAUUAUAAGUGAAAAUGCUAUCGCCUAUGUGGCAGGCUACUUACUGAGGAAAACAUUUAAUAAACAUAAAUGUGAUACCUGUGAAAAGGCUGUGGUGAAUGAUACCACUAACAACAUCAGACAUACUUUUCUGCACUUUAAAUCUUAUGAAGCAAAUUCCUCUUCUCAUGGAGGACUGAUAGUGCCCUCUGAAAGUAUGCUCCAGUACGUUGUUGAAUUGGAAGAUCAAUUUGUAGGCUACUUUUCCAGCCUAAAGAAAACAAAAGGAGUUGGAAAUGAGCUUCUUGACAUCCUGGAUAGAGUCACUCUUCAACAACCAUGUGCUUCAUUUGCAAAAAAAUAUCUUCUUAUGUUAUUUAUUAGAAUGCGUAUAUAUUAUUGCUUAAAAUUUGCAAACAGAGAGUUAAAGUCAUCAAAAAGAAAAAAUAGAAAAUAUUUAAAAAUAGUCCAUCUGUAGAUCAGAACUUCUUUGCAUCUUCACAAAGCCUUACAUUAUUUGAAUUCUUAACACCAUUAUCCUAUGCCAUAUUAUAUUUUCUUUUAUCAGUUAUC